Penicillium argentinense is the source of this 1146-nucleotide messenger RNA. Its product is annotated as actin-related protein ArpA. The coding region runs from base 1 to 1146 and encodes 381 amino acids. The record is from RefSeq and is a predicted model, not a curated record. The transcript is spliced from 3 exons. Lineage: Eukaryota; Fungi; Ascomycota; Eurotiomycetes; Eurotiales; Aspergillaceae.
AUGGCUGAGGCUACUCUCCACAACGUACCGAUUGUCAUCGACAAUGGCAGUGGUACCAUUCGAGCCGGCUUCGCAGGAGAAGAAAUCCCAUCAUGCUACUUCCCCUCCUUUGUCGGUCGUCCCAAGCACCCGCGGGUCAUGGCCGGCGGUCUGGAGGGCGACUCAUUCAUCGGCCAGCGCGCGCAAGAAUUGCGCGGGCUGCUCAAGAUCCGGUAUCCGUUAGAACAUGGAAUCGUGACAAAUUGGGAAGAUAUGGAAUCGAUCUGGCACUAUGUCUACGAGAAUGAGCUCAAGACCCUCCCCGAAGAGCACCCCGUGCUGCUCACCGAACCACCACUGAACCCCCGUGCCAACCGUGACGUUGCUGCCCAGCUCAUGUUCGAAGCAUUCAAUGUCCCUGCUCUCUAUAUGUCCAUUCAGGCAGUCCUCUCACUCUACGCGUCUGGUCGCACCACAGGUGUGGUUCUGGACUCUGGAGACGGAGUAUCCCACGCUGUCCCGGUCUUUGAGGGUUUCGCCAUUCCCAACAGUAUUCGCAGAAUUGAUGUGGCUGGCCGCGAUGUCACAGAGCAAAUGCAAUUGCUCUUGCGCAAGGCCGGUCACGUUCUGCAUACCAGUGCUGAAAAAGAGGUGGUGCGGAUGAUUAAAGAGAAGGUCUGCUACGUAUCGUUGGAUCCAAAGCGCGAGGAGAAGGAGUGGAUGAACAACUACCACAAGUCGGAUGCCAAGGCUGUCGACUAUGCCCUCCCCGACGGUCACAAGAUCAAGAUCGGCCAAGAACGCUACCGCGCGCCUGAGAUUCUUUUCGACCCAGAGCUUAUCGGUCUUGAGUACCCCGGCGUGCACCAGAUUGUUCAAGACGCAAUCACCCGCACAGAUCUCGACCUUCGCAAGUCACUAUACCUCAACAUUGUGCUUUCUGGAGGGUCGACCCUCUGCAAGAACUUCCCAGAUCGGUUGAUGCGAGAGAUUAAGCGACUCGCUGUUGAAGAUAUGAAGAUUCGUAUCUCUGCUCCUGCGGAGCGCAAGUAUACCACUUGGAUCGGUGGCAGUAUUCUGGCUGGACUGAGUACAUUCCGAAAGAUGUGGGUGAGCGCAGACGAGUGGCAUGAGGACCCUGAAAUCAUCUUCAAGCGUUUCGCUUAG